GCGGGCCCGGAGGGCGACAACGGGUCUCGUGGUACGCGGGCCGGCAGGAGUUAUAAGGUGCGCCUGCGCAGCCGCAGGACUAGUGCUUGUCCAACCAACACAUAGAAAACAUGAAGGCUGCUCUGUGCGUUCUCCUGCUGGUGGUGGCCCUUGCCGCGGGCGCAGAAGAGAAGAAGAACGAGAAGAGAGGCUUGCUAGGCCUCGGCUACGGGCUCGGCGGCGGCUUCGGGCACGGUUACUACGGCCACGGGCUCGGCCUGUACUCUCACAGCGCGCCCAUCAUCAGCCAUAGCGCGCCCAUCAUCAGCAGCUACGACUUCGGCCACGGCUACGGCCUGGGACAUGGCUACGGCCUGGGCCAUGGCUACGGCUUAGGCCACGGCUACGGGCUGGGCCACGGCGUGGUGGCGGCCGCCCCCAUCGUGUCGCACGGGUACUCGGCCGGGCUGGUCGGCGGGCACUACUCCGCGCCGCUGCUCGGCCUGGGCCACGGCUGGCAUUGAGCCCUAACAUAAGUCUUAUUUGUGGAUGUGUUUGUUUAGUGCCAAAUUAAUAAGUUCUACUCGAUUGGUGUUUCUUUAAUAAAAUAUUUUUUAUGUAAAUAA
Trichoplusia ni (cabbage looper) is the source of this 605-nucleotide messenger RNA. RefSeq names its product keratin-associated protein 6-2-like (gene CPH32). The transcript is spliced from 2 exons. Lineage: Eukaryota; Metazoa; Arthropoda; Insecta; Lepidoptera; Noctuidae. Bases 111 to 503 code for a protein of 130 amino acids. The record is from RefSeq and is a predicted model, not a curated record.